This is a messenger RNA of Penicillium diatomitis, 3048 nucleotides long. Its product is annotated as putative MFS monosaccharide transporter. Bases 1 to 3048 code for a protein of 1015 amino acids. The record is from RefSeq and is a predicted model, not a curated record. Gene Ontology annotation, biological process: transmembrane transport; carbohydrate transport. The transcript is spliced from 9 exons. Lineage: Eukaryota; Fungi; Ascomycota; Eurotiomycetes; Eurotiales; Aspergillaceae. Gene Ontology annotation, cellular component: membrane. Gene Ontology annotation, molecular function: carbohydrate:proton symporter activity.
AUGAGUUCGAUCAUUUUGGAACCACAUCUUGGUGAUCCUGGAACCACUCGACGCAAGCCGCGAAAUGAUGCGGCGACCGGAGUCUCCGCCGGCAGUGUUCGCGCACUCAGUGCGCAAAUGGUAGCUUUUUACUUUCGGGCUCCGAUCAAGGCGUUCUUUCGCACCCGUGUUGAAGCUGUGAACCCUCGCGUGGCAGAAGGAAAGUGGUCAUUACAUACCACAACACCGGGGCUGUUACUGCAUGCUGUGAGAACCUAUGGCUGGCAGUUCAUUCCCAAUCAAGUCUUGCCGCCGUUGAUGGCAAAUGCAGGUCUGGCCACCUGCUCCCCCUCUGCGACGUUUGCCGCCGGUUUCACAGCCGGCACCAUUCAGUCCAUCAUUGCUGCUCCGCUAGACGCAUUGCAGGUUCGACUUCAAACCAGUGACAUGUUGAGUGGACAAUACCGCAGCAUGUGGCACUACGGACACCAGAAGCUUAAACAGAUCGGUGUACGAGGAAUCUUCGCCGGAUGGAGUCUAUCGUUCCUACGAGACUCGUUCGGCUAUGCCAUCUUCUUCUCCACGUUUGAAUAUGUCAAGUCACAGUCUUACUAUUCCUUUGUCACCUGGUAUUACGGUGCGCUGCGUGCAGAGACGGUGGAUCGGCUUCCCUCCCCCGGAUCAAGUGAUCGCGGCGUGCCUCUCAUCAAGCCGCACUACGCCUUGGAACCAUGCUUCCUCAUGAUGGCAGGCGUCUUCGCCUCGGUGGCUCAGCAGACGAUCCAGCAUCCGAUUGGCCGGGUUCAGGAUUUGCACCUGGGCCGACUGGAGUACCUGGAUUCUCAAGCGAGCAUGGAUCCCUCGCGGCGGCAGAUGCUGCGGAUCUACUAUCACGCGUACCAAGAGACAUUCAAACGCAUCCGGCGCAAGGCUGCACGGGCCGGCGGGUUGCGCGCAUGGCUCUACCGGGGCUUUGCGGGGAGUGCACUGCGCCAAGUACCCAGCACCAGCGCGGGCCUGGUGAUCUUUGAGUUGGUGCGUCGUCGAUACGCGAGCCUGGCGGACGCGGUCACGGCGCUGGACUCGGCCAGUGAAAAGGAUAGUCGUCGCUCGCACUCUUCAACUCGCUCCGGCGAGUCUGGUUUCUCGAUCUGGUCAGAUACGGGAGAUCUCGCCGAACAGCUCGCCGAGGAGGAUCCAUUAAAGGGCUCAUUUCGCCAGUCACUCGAGCAUCGGGUUCGACGAGGGAGAGGGAACCCCUCCAAGAGAGUGCACUACGCGCCCGACGCUGAAUUUACUCGUCAUUCCCUCGACCCGGAAAAGGAGCAGAUUCCCAUCCCCAACCCGCCGCCUCGUCGGGUCCCCAAGGCCGAGCGUAUCUUAGCGGCCAUCAUGUCGCCUCGCAAUGGGCAAAAUGCCCAAUCCUCGACCGGGGGCUAUGUAUUCGUAUCACUAGGCGUCUUUCUCUUUGGCUAUGACCAAGGUGUUAUGUCCGGAAUUAUCACGGGACAUUAUUUCCGAGACUACUUUGAUCAACCGUCGCGAGCCACAAUUGGCACUGUCGUGGCUAUCCUCGAAGUCGGUGCCUUUAUCUCUUCUUUGUUAGUAGGCCGCAUCGGUGAUGUCAUCGGUCGUCGCCGGACAAUUCUCUAUGGCUCCGCCGUGUUCUUCGUUGGCGGCGGCUUGCAGACCUUUGCUUUGAACAUGCCCAUGAUGAUGGCGGGCCGGGUCGUGGCUGGUCUCGGCGUCGGUGCGCUGUCCACCAUUGUGCCUGUGUAUCAGUCGGAAAUCUCGCCUCCCCAUAAUCGUGGAAAAUUGGCCUGUAUUGAAUUCACUGGAAACAUCGCCGGAUACGCGACCAGUGUCUGGGUCGACUACUUUUGCAGUUUCAUCGAGUCGGACAUUUCAUGGCGUCUGCCCUUACUGUGCCAAUGUAUCAUGGGCGCUUUGUUGGGCCUCGGUAGCCUGAUCAUUUGCGAAUCUCCUCGAUGGCUUCUCGAUAAUGACCAUGACGAAGAAGGCAUGGUCGUCAUUGCCAACCUUUACGGUGAGGGUGAUAUUCACAACGACAAGGCGCGGCAAGAAUACCGCGAGAUCAAGAUGAACGUGCUUUUGCAGCGACAAGAGGGUGAACGAUCCUACAGUGACAUGUUCAAGCGGUACUCGAAGCGCGUCUUCAUUGCUAUGUCGGCACAGGCUUUGGCUCAAUUGAACGGUAUCAAUGUCAUCUCGUACUAUGCGCCGUUGGUCUUCGAAUCGGCUGGGUGGGAAGGCCGGUCGGCUAUCUUGAUGACCGGUAUCAACGGAAUCAGCUACCUGCUGUCGACAGUGCCGCCGUGGUACUUGGUGGAUAAAUGGGGUCGUCGGCCUAUCCUGCUUUCCGGUGCAGUGGCUAUGAUGAUUUCCCUGUCUCUGAUCUCCUACUUCAUCCACAUUGAUAUCAAGGCCACGCCGACAUUGACCGUGAUCUUCGUGAUGGUCUAUAAUGCCGCUUUUGGUGCGUCAUGGGGACCGAUUCCCUGGCUCUACCCUCCCGAGAUUCUCCCUCUGAGCAUUCGCGCCAAGGGUGCCAGUCUUAGUACCGCCAGCAACUGGGCCUUCAACUGGCUCGUUGGAGAAUUGACUCCGAUCCUGCAAGGUCUGAUCGGAUGGCGAUUGUAUCUGCUCCACGCCUUCUUCUGCGCGUGCAGUUUCGUUACGAGCGGUGUUCGUCUUGAAGACAUGAAUGUUCUGUUCGGUGAUGCUACCACCGCCAUGCCUACGCCCGUCACCGAUGCUGAGCGAGGCUCGUUGAUCGGCGGUGGCUCACCCGUCCCCUCGCUCGACAUCCGCCGGCCUUAUGGCCAACUUGGCGCCGACAGUGCUAUUCCCGGGUUGGAUAUCGAUCCCCCCACCAUGAGUGGCGAUGGCUACAACAAGUCUGGCCGAGCCGGAUCGCAGGCCGGGAGCCAUCGUGGGGAGGGCAUUGGAGGCUGGAUCUCCAACAUGGUCAACCGCCAUCGCGGAGGCAGUACCAGCUCGAACAAUCCGAGCCAGUAUCGUCGUUUGGACCAAGCCGACGAUGAGUAA